AUUGAGAUUCAGACAGGUCUAGAUGCAUUGAUUUUGAUUUUAUCUAGGAUACUUUUAGGGAGGAGUGCAUGAAGAAGAGCCAUGGCCAAAGUGAACGGUACAGUGAAUAGUGUUUCCGAGAUGGAGGAGAAUGACGAGGAUAAAGCAUUGCUAGGGAAACACAGAUACACGUUACCUGUACUUAGAUACACCAACGUCUUCAUCAGUCUCGUUAUUAUUGACGGAAUCCUGUCAUGUAUUAUGUGGUUGACAGGUGGUCACACCAAGUACUUUGUGGACAAUAUAACAGACUUUCAUUUCACGGAGUCAGUAUUUGACUUGGCCCUUUUAGUUGGCCUGAAGACAGUAAUAAUUGUGACAGUAUUACCAAUUCUUGAGAAUAAAUCUUAUGAACAGAUACACAGUCCAUAUGAUCGGAGUCUACACACACUGUGUUUUGGUUUAAAGACUGCUUUAAAAUUGUUUUUCCUAGUAUCUCUCAUAUUCACCUUGGUAAAGGGAGGAAUGAUUUUGAACUGUAUAUUGAAUGAUGGACAUUAUGUUACAAUGCAUGUAACGUACAAUGUUUUAGUCAUAUCAUCAGUGUCUUUCAGUGUUUUGGAGUUUAUACUUAGUUUAUUCAGUGAUCGUGCGAUGAGACGGUUGAAGAUUGUGAGGAUUUUACACAGAUAUAAUGAUAAAGGUCAGGAAAUCGACAAGGAAGGAAAACCCGUCAAAAAGAAGGUGGAUAUCAAAAGAUUGGUGUUACUCGCUAAACCAGAGUGGGGGAUUCUCCUUGGAGGGUCCCUUGGAUUGCUGGUCUCUAGUGGGGCUCAAACCGCAGCUCCUCUCUUCUUUGGUGCAGUGGUAGAUGCGGCUCAAAAAAGCAUGGAUGAGCUUACAAACACUGUGGUGGUCCUGGUGUUGAUUUACGUUCUGUAUGCCAUCUUUGCGGUGAUUCGGGCCUGGCUUUUCACUCUGGCGGGACAGAGGUUGGUGGCUAGACUGAGGAAACAUUUGUUUGAUCACAUCAUCCAGCAAGACGUGGCCUUCUUUGAUACCAACAGGACAGGUGAGCUCUGUAACAGACUGGCAUCAGAUACACAGGUUGUACAGAAUGCAGCCACUGUGAAUGUGUCUAUGCUGGUACGCUACACACUACAGAUGGUGGGAUCUCUCAUUCUAAUGUUUUAUCUGAAUGCGGCUCUCACUGGUGUACUACUGGCCGUGGUUCCUGUUGUUUCUAUUGUAGCUGUGCAAUAUGGGAAGUUUGUGAAGAACAUGAGACAGAAGUUCCAGGAUCGUUUGGCUGAUGCUGGUACUCUGGCUGAGGAGAACAUCUCCAGCAUCAGAACGGUCCGAUCCUUCGCCGGGGAAUCCAAGGCGUACAGCUUAUACAGUGAGGAGGUGGAGAAGAGCUACAAAGUUGGGAAGAAGCUGGCUGUAGCUUAUGGUGCGUUUGAGGGUAUAGUUGGUAUUCUAGCCUAUGGUGCGAUAGCUAUGGUUCUGUGGUAUGGUGGAAAACUGGUGUAUGACAACACACACGGAGAACAUACAGGCCUUACACCAGGUGUACUUACCUCUUUUCUGUUGUAUACUUUACAAGUUGCCAUGGCGUUUGCCUUGAUGUCAGCUCUCUAUGGGGAUUUUAUGCAGGCAGUAGGGGCCUCCAUACGGAUCUUUGACUUGCUGGACCGAGUGCCUGAUGUACCCACAGAGAACGGAGAAGUCCUGUAUCAUAUGAACGGACGUGUUGAAUUCCAAAAUGUUUAUUUCACCUAUCCUUCAAGGCCCGAAACGAAAGUUUUAAAGGGCAUUACAUUCAGUGUGGAGCCUGGUGAGAUGGUGGCACUAGUGGGACCCAGUGGAGGGGGGAAGUCUACCAUAGUAAACCUUAUAGAGAGAUUCUAUGACCCUGACUCUGGCAGAAUACUGUUAGGUGAUGUGGACCUGAAGACAUUAGAUCCUCAAUGGUUCCGUAAGAAAGUCUCCAUGGUCAGUCAAGAACCGACUCUCUUUGCUUCCUCCAUCAAGGAAAACAUUGCUUACGGAUGUACGGCAACAGAUCAAGAGAUAGAGACUGUAGCUAAGCAGGCCAAUGCACAUGAGUUUAUCUCGACGUUUGAGGACGGGUACAAUACUUUGGUGGGGGAGAGAGGAGUACGGCUGUCAGGGGGACAGAAACAGAGGAUUGCCAUCGCAAGGGCUCUUAUUAUGGACCCUGUUCUCCUCUUACUAGACGAGGCUACGAGUGCCCUGGAUGCUGAGAGUGAACACUUGGUUCAGGAGGCAGUGGACCGAGCCAUGAAAGGCAGAACGGUCAUCGUCAUAGCUCACCGCCUGUCCACAGUCAGGAACGCAUCCAAGGUUGUUGUGAUAGACAAAGGAGAAAUAUCAGAAAUGGGGACUCACGAUGAACUUCUGGCUAAGAAUGGAGUGUAUAAGAGACUGGUGUUACGUCAGUUAACGGCCGGAUCUUUUAACCAGGCUUUACAUGGGGAAGAGGAAGCUGACUCUAGUUGAUUUAUCACUCAAGUUAAUUAAUCAUUCAAUCUGGAUGUCAAUAUUUCAUUAAAAUUUAUGUUUUUGUAUUCACAAGCAGUAGCUGACAUACUGUGAAAUCACAAAUUUUGAGGGGUCCAAUUUUCGUGGUUUGAAGGAAAUAUAUUGGUUUAUGGGGAUUUGAUUUCGUGGUUGAAGAGUUGUUCAGUAGAAAUGAAUGUGAAAAAUUGCAUUUCGUGGUGGGCAUAAAUUUGUGGGUCUCUUCUUACCUUGACUACCAUGAAAAUUAAACCCCCACAAAAAUUAGUAAAUUUACAGUAGAUGUCUAUGUUUACAAAAGUUUCAUUUUUAUAUACCGGUAAGUUUUAAAAUAUAGAAUUUAAACAGAGGUUGUUUUAUGAGAUUCAGAUUGAUUUACAUGUAUUUAGAAUACAUGAAACAUUUUUUGUGUUUUGAUUGUGUGACUUUUUUGAAAUAACUGGUGUCUAAUUGUGCAUUUUAUGUCACAUAUCUAGAUGAUCAGCAAGUGCACUAGAAACAUGCUUGUAAUGUGUGAUAUGUUUUUCAUGUUUGUUUUAUAUUUGCUUCUUUAAUUAUGGCAUUUUAAUUGUAUUAUUUUACAAGGUUUUGUAAAAAUACAAGGAUAUGUACUUAAAGAAAGAGACAUUAUAAGAAUUGUACAUUUACACCAAAUGACAAAAUGAAGGGUGUGUGUUUACCCUAGAUAAAACAUUUUUUACAUGGGAUAUAAUUUUCCUAUUCUUCAAGGUCAAAAUUGUCACAGCCUACUUAAGUGAUUUAAGACAUACACUGGCAACCCCAGAUAUUUCCUACCUAUGGAUUGGAUUCUGAAAAUUUAGGACCCUGUGAAAUUGUAAUUAAUUAACAGUACUCAUGCUUUAAUAAAACAAGUAUGUUCAAAUAUAUUUUCAAGUGUGAUAAUUAUGAGACCCUGAAUUUAACACUUUUUGAACU
Molecule: messenger RNA, 3456 nt
Organism: Saccostrea cuccullata (small rock oyster)
Lineage: Eukaryota; Metazoa; Mollusca; Bivalvia; Ostreida; Ostreidae
Exons: 17
Coding region: 82-2502 (806 amino acids)
Biological process (GO): transmembrane transport
Cellular component (GO): membrane
Molecular function (GO): ATP hydrolysis activity; ABC-type oligopeptide transporter activity; ATP binding
Source: RefSeq, a predicted model, not a curated record